AUGCACGACAUAUGGGAAGUAGGCAGCAUCCUCGUACUGCUGCUGGUCAUUCUCAUAGCUGUCUUGUCCAUCUACUCCAGCAAGCUCUUCUCCGUAGACAAGAGGAACCACUCCCUCGAAGCCAAGCUCAGAGAGGUAUUGAUCUCGAUCAAAGAUCAGAAGCAGAAGCAGAAGAAGAUGCAGGACUACAUCUACUCCCUCGAGGCUCAGCUGCUAUGCUCCUGCCAGGUGCCGAGGGCAACGAGGACGCCGUCGAUCGGGUCGACAGGAUCGGAUGCAGAAAGCAUGAUGAGCGAUAUUGACAGUCCUCAGGUCUUGGGAGGGUAUCAAUGGAUGUCACAAUCCUUCACAGACUCGAAGGGGAAGAGGAGGUCUCCCAAGAAGUGCAGGAGCCCCAUCAGACGAGCUACAAGUGUCUGCGGCUCCUCCUGCAUGUCCCUUACCAAGGAGGAGAGGACGACCCUCGCGGGGUACAAGCGCCUCUCCCCCAACAACGUGGACUAUUCAGUCUUCCCCCACAACCUCCACUUCGACGACAACCUUCACAUCCCGGACUUCCUGUGUGGGGAGGAGCUGUUCGACAUCGAGGAGAAGUCCAGCACGCAGCACAUGCACGGCUGCUCGUCAUGCACCAACAUCAGCGACCUGAAGCGAGCGCCGAGCCAGAGCAGUGGGUCGAGGUUCUACGCCAACGUGGUGAGGGAGAAGAGCGGGUACAGCAGCGGGAAGUGA
Guillardia theta CCMP2712 is the source of this 732-nucleotide messenger RNA. RefSeq lists its product as hypothetical. The record is from RefSeq and is a predicted model, not a curated record. The transcript has a single exon. NCBI's taxonomy places the organism in Eukaryota, Cryptophyceae, Pyrenomonadales, Geminigeraceae. Bases 1 to 732 code for a protein of 243 amino acids.